CUCAUAAAUGCAUUGAAAUCCUCCGACGGCGCCACAGUCUUUCUCUACAAGUACGUGUCGGUUGCCUCCCCUUUUUUUUCUCUUUUCGAUCCCUUUUCUUUCUACUUCCUUCGGCUCAACCUCUGUCCAGAAAUUUGCUCUGGGAGGGACAAAAGAGGGGAGAGUAAAAAGGUGCUCCCGAUAUUCACUCGACGCAGACGGUCCUUGGCUCUGCAAACGACUUUGACAGGUUCACCCGCGUCCCAUCGUGCCGGUUGGAACUCGCAUUCGGAUCCACUACUGCGCUUCUCGCAUACGGCACGCAUCUAUAGUACAGCUAUUAAGACCAACUGCAUCACUUUCAACGUGUACCGUUGCCGCCAGGCUCAGAAGCUUGAACUUUUCUUUGGCAAGACGCUCGUUCAUCCUUGCCUCUGCUCUUGACACGUCAUUUUUUCGAACCUCAUUAGAUCCUGCGAUCGCGUUGGGAACUUUGCUGUUCCUGAUCCUACGGCCUUGCACCAGUACAGGGUUACCCCCACAGAGAAGUGUCUCAUCAUGAUGGGAUUUCUGUCCAAACUGCAAGCGAGGAAAGAGCUCAACCGCUUGGAGGAUCGUUACGUCAGGAGGAACAACCGCAACGCGUGGAAGUCGGACUUCGAGUAUGUCAACGGCGAAUACGUGUUUAAGAACAGGCAGCAAGUCGACCCACCCGCGUCCCGCACGGCGCAGAAGCAAGCAAAUCCCAACCCGCGCUUCUCAACUGCCCGGCCGCCGACGGACUCGUCGUAUGGCAGCGAAGCGAGCAAGCCGUCCAGCGCCGCCAGCUCCUCGUCCAAACCCAGCAAACGAUUUUCUACAAGUUUUGUCUGGCGGUAGUGCGGUUUGACGAGGAGCACUCAUCGUGUCCAGCAUCUAGCCUCGUGCUCGAGGCAUGUACUAUAUCGAAGUCGAGCCCGCCACAGCCCGCGCUUCGAGACCGGUUCCGUGGCUUGAAAGCCUGAGCCUUCCCAGAUCGUCCGGCACUUCGUCCCGUCUGCUCCCACGGCUGAUCGCGCUCGUCCACGGGGGAGGGCUUCGCAGUGGCCCGAUCAUAAGGAUCCAGGACGGCUGUGUAUUGGACGGACUAAAUAACUGGUCGGCCUGCCACAGUGCAACAUGCACACUAUAGUAGAAACGAUAACGUGCGGACUAGAGAAGGAAAAACGAGUCAUGAUCUAUAGUUUUAAU
Molecule: messenger RNA, 1209 nt
Organism: Verruconis gallopava
Lineage: Eukaryota; Fungi; Ascomycota; Dothideomycetes; Venturiales; Sympoventuriaceae
Exons: 2
Coding region: 538-858 (106 amino acids)
Source: RefSeq, a predicted model, not a curated record